Messenger RNA from Prorocentrum cordatum, 327 nucleotides. The record is from the annotation of a GenBank genome assembly. NCBI's taxonomy places the organism in Eukaryota, Dinophyceae, Prorocentrales, Prorocentraceae.
AUGCGAGAUUCGGGCUGCGAAGCUGGAGUCCAACAUCAUUUCAUCAACGCCGGGAUAAGCGCCUGCGGGAAGGGCGCGCAGUGGCAGCGAGCGCUGGUGCUGCUCAGCGAGAUUCGGGAGGCGAAGCUGGAGCCCGACGCCAUCUACAGCGCCGGGAUCAGCGCGUGCGGGAAGGGCGAGCAGUGGCAGCGGGCGCUGGCGCUGCUCACCGAGAUCUGGGAGGCGAAGCUGAAGCCCGUGGUCAUCUCUCUACAAUGCUGGGAUCAGCGCGUGCGAGAAGAGCGAGCAGUGGCAGCGAGCGCUGGCGCUGCUGAGCGAGAUGUGUGA